Molecule: messenger RNA, 2891 nt
Organism: Bicyclus anynana (squinting bush brown)
Lineage: Eukaryota; Metazoa; Arthropoda; Insecta; Lepidoptera; Nymphalidae
Exons: 2
Coding region: 93-1130 (345 amino acids)
Source: RefSeq, a predicted model, not a curated record
CGCGCAUGCGACACGCCCGCACCCUUCUGCGCUCCUGGUAGCUCGCCUCCGAACUCGCGAAUAACCAAAAUAAGUCAAAUAAAUUAAAACAAAUGGUCGCUAUAUUAGCCAACCCGAAAUGGAGCGAGGACCUCACCAUCCAGAUGAUCAUUGAAUACGAAAAACGGGAAUACUUGUGGAACCCCGUCUCGGAGAACUACAAGAACAAGAAAAUACGCGAACAGGGAUACGUCGAUAUACUGAAAACUCUCAAUUUAGUUGACAUCACGGUCAAGGAGCUAAAAAAUAAGAUAAAGAACAUACGUUCGUCCUACAGCGUUGAGUUAAAGAAAAUUCGCGCGGCAAGGAAGGCUGGCGCGCAUGCGUACCGGCCGAGCGUCACGUGGUUCGAGCACGCAGACAGGUUUCUGCGAGCGAUUGUCACUCCCAGCUCCAUUGACAACAGUUUGCUCGAAAUAGCGAUGAGCGACGACAGCGACGCUGUGCAGGAUUUGAGCGAGCGAAAAUCGCCGGAAAAGAAAAGCCCGCGCAAACGACGCAGCUCGACGCGGUCGUCAACACCGUACGUAUUAAACACGCCGUCCCCGCGUCCGAGCACGCCCUUCGGGCUCAAUCAAACUUCGUCCCCAUUCGGGAUCCUCCCGACAUCGACGGCCGCUCCGUUUCUUAAUCCCCCCGUCGGUAUAGCAACGCCGCUAACAACCUCGCUCGCAACCAUUUAUCCGGCGCCGAUAAAACAAAAAAAGAGCAACUUCGACGAUCGCAGCGACCUGUCGGAAACUCCGCAGGACUUGAGUCAGCAUUCGGAGAACGGGAACGAGAAUGAAUUCGAAAUGUUUGGAAAAUUGAUUGCGAGCCAGCUCCGUAAACUACCGCUGAGUUUGGCACUGGAUACGCAAUUGAAGAUCCAGACGCUUGUGAAUGCGGCGAGAAUACAAGCGGUGUAUCAACAGUACAGCUAUGCGGGCCCGUCGCAGGAAGCCUUGUCGGUUCAGGCACUCUCCAACGGUAUACUAGCAAGCAUGGCCUCCCAAAGCCCGUACACUUCGCGAUCAGUAAUGGAUUUAAGAAACGAUUCACCGGACGAGUUGAAUUUAAAAACCGAAUAUAAUCUAGAAUUAGAAGACUAAAAUGAAUGUUGUGGCUCAACUCAAUUAUUCAAAUAAUCGGCGCUAAUUCUGUCGAAACUAAAAUAAAUUGACAGGUCUAAAUGUAGUGCAAUCGGUUUCACAAUAUUCCCCGUGGAAGAGGAUAGCAUUACUUUCGCUCCAGUCAAUUUAGAUUAGUUAUUUAUGUACCACAGAAUAUGCACCAACACAGAGUUGUUGUAUCUGUACAUUUUUGUUAAACAAUUUGCGAACCUGACUUAUCGUUACCCAAAUUGCAUGUCUUAUAACAAAAAGCGUUUGAGAUACAGCUUUACUUUCAACAUAACAAGGUCAUAUAAUAAUUCUCAUUAAUAAAUGACACUUAACAUGUCAAUUUCAAAGUAAGAAUAUAUCAAUUUACUACACAGAAGUAAGUACUAUAUUGAACCGUUUUUCUUCUCCGUGCCAAAUUAUAGAAAAUUAUUGUUCAUGUUAUAUUAUAGCGUACUUAAACAUAAAGCUUUACAAUAUAUCUGUAAAACAUAAGUAAAACCUAAAAAGUAUGUUAUUUAGAUACAACAACUCUUGACAAAAUUAUUGAUAUCGUAUUCAUUAGUAAAGAAAAUUUCAACUGUUCAAAGAAAUAACAGGGACGAACUUCGUCUAUACUUCGAUUCAUAUUCGAGUCGGGCCGUAUGAUAAGGAGAACAAUAUUUAUUCACGUCACACGUUUCCAUAGCAACCUUGCAUUCGGCUCGGUAUUGUGUUUAUCAUUUCUAACAUUUGCUAAUCUUUUAACAAGUGGUGUGUCAUCAUCAUCCAAAGUUUAUUCAGAAUCAGGAGUAAUUUCUCUUUGCUCAGAUUGUAAAUCUAUGCCACUGUUGAUCAAAUCAAAAUUUAAACCCGUUUUGUUUUGGAACGUCAAAUGUAAAAUGUUUGGUUUUAAUCUAUUUGUUGUUCUAGACUGUUGCUCUUUUAUAUUCAUACUGCACUUGUAACGAAUCGAAAACGACAAGUGUCGUUACUUGACAACUGUCAUAGAAUAUGCUUAACGAAUAGAAUAGCAAAUGUUGGAAAUGACACAGCACGGAAAAUGUUUGAAAACCUGUUGAAAUUUUCCUUGUACGCAUUGUAUUCUCAUGUUUUAGAUGUUUAUAUUAUAAAUGUGAUAGAUGUUUAAAAAAAAGACCGCGAAUUUUAUACACAUUUAGCCAGUGAUUAUAUUAUGAAAAUGCCAAAGUACAAAUUAAUAUUCGAAUAUAAUAUACAAUGGAUUAUAAUCAGAAGAGAUAGAGUUUUCUAGUCUGUAAGUGAGUUUAAGUUAGAUUUCAACGUUUGGCUGUGUUUAGGUUACUUUGUUUUGUUAAAAUUAUUGGGUUUAUUUUUAUCCAAGACCCGAGAACAUAUUAUUUUCAAUUUUGAAUCUUUGUAGUUUGGUAUGUGUCUCGACUGAGAAAAAAUAUUGAAUAAAAAAAUUUAGUUAUUAUACAAUUUUGUAAAUCAUUAAAUAUUCAACUUGAACAAUUUUGAGACUUGAAUUAUGUUUCAGAAAGGGUAAAUUUUAAAUGUCUGUAUAUUAGAAGUAUAAUACGAAUUUAUUUUCAGUGUGAUAGAUGUAAUGUUUUAUGUCAUUAAUAGAUGUGAAUAUGUGAUUACCAGACAGAAAAAAAAUGAAAAAAAUACCUCAUUAUAGGAUAGUAUAGAUUUGAUAUUAGUGCGGAGUAUAUUUUACCUGUUAUUCGAUGUGCCACAGUUAUAUAAAUGGUAUGUGAUUUAUUAAAAUACAAGAAUUUUAUAAACCUC